GGGGCGUCAGCGUGCAGCGACAUCAAGGGGACGCUACAUCGACGGUGCGGCACAGUCAGAUGACAUCGAGGAUCGAGGUCACGACUUGUUGGAUCCUCGUGGGGGGGGCGAUGACAAGUGCAGGGAGCAGCGGUGCGGGGGGGUCUGGGGGUGCCCAAUUCGACCCGCUGUCCGAGAAGGAGAUGGCAAAGUUGAGGCGAGGGAACAUUGUUUGGAACUACAUCACCGCGGGCCAAUACGUCGGGGACCAGUCGAAGAUGCACGGGGACCGAAAGUUGUGUUGCAACUUAUGCGGCCACCUGUUUCAGGGGGGAUCGCCGAAGGCCGCGCGUCAUUUUACGCAGUUGAAGUUCUGCAAGGCUGGGGAGAUGAGAGUUCUCGUGAAACUCUGGAACCGCACGGACUACACGUUUGUGUCGUCCACUGCUCAGCGCGUGCAGAGGUGGAUGGCAGACGAGGGCAUACGGGACACGAGAGUGCCCGCGGGUGGCCAGAGACAGCGGAUGGACGACGCAGAGAGGGACGACAUUCAGGACGCCAUCGAUGAGGAGGAGGGCCACGAGGGUGGGGCGAGGGAGGGGGCGGUUGCAGACGAGGCAAACGAGGCAGUCGGAGAGCCUAACCUGCUAGGGGAGGAGGUGGUGAUGACCUGGGAAACCAACAACGGGGGUAGAGAGCUCAUCAGCACACUCUACAGACGGAGAGGCCUAACAUAAUGGAAGCUGCAAAUGGACGUUGCCCCUGAGCUAGAAAAAGCGCAGUACCAGUUCUUUUAUGAAAAAGCAUUGAAGAGGGAAGAGGAAGAGAAGGAGAAGGAGAAGGAGAGGGGUGACAAAGUAAAGGCUCAUGAAGCCGUUCUUAGUGGAUGCAAGGUUUUCAGCAAGAUCGAUCUCAAGUCUGGCUACUACCCAAUUGAAGUCGACCCUGCAGAUCAGGAUAAAACUGCAUUCAAAACUCGCGAUAGGUUGGUCGACUUCAAUCUGGUGGUAGCCAGACUUGAGAUUGAUCUUGCUGAAGACUUUGCACCCACCUGCAACAUCAAGCAAAUCAUCGAUACGUGGCAAAAGAUACGCAUUCUUUCUUGUGAUCCGAGUCAAUCCGCGCCCGCGGGGGAGGGCGACAAAGAAGAGGCCCUGGCUGAGGAAGAGGAGGCCGCGGGCGUGGAGGAAGAGGAUUUGGCAUCUAGAGGGGUUGUGGCGAAGGAAGCUCCUACGUGGGAGGAAGGGGCAAUGGUCCCUCGCAAGGUGGCCGAGGUUUCAACUCCACUUGGGGUAGAGGACGAGGCACAUGGCAUGGGAAUUGGGAUAAACCAUAUCCACCCCAUCCUGGUUUGUCGGAAGGCAGACCUUGGGAAAAGUCGGGGAUUACAGAUAAAGUCUGGCAAGAAGGAAAACUGCCGACCAGUGCCUUGAAUGUGGUGACCCCAACCACAUUGUUCCCUAUUGCCCAGAUUAUAAGGGACAGUAAGUGAAACUCACUCCCAUGCAUGAAAAUACAAAAGUGAAAAUUGACGAUUUACUGCGGAGUGAAGGAAUAGAUAAAACAAGCGAGAUGAA
Messenger RNA from Chara braunii, 1556 nucleotides. The record is from the annotation of a GenBank genome assembly. NCBI's taxonomy places the organism in Eukaryota, Viridiplantae, Streptophyta, Charophyceae, Charales, Characeae.